CCAUAGUAUAGAUCAUUGACAAGGAGGUUUUUCGUUUGCUUGGCAAAACGGAAUUAUUGAUUGUUGAAAGUAAUUUACACAAAAUAUUAGUAGAAAAUAAAUAUAAUAGCUUGUCCCAUUAUAUUUACUCAUGUCGUUUCGUGCCUGUACUUUUUCCGUGCCCGUGCUUUUUCCGUGCUCUUGCCGUGCCCAUGCCACGUUUUUCAAAACAACACACCAACCAGACCCUCGUAGUGAUUGGUGACACACUUUCUUGACUGACUUGAUUGAUUAAUAUGGUUCAGAAAGAAUGCAUUCACUAACAUAAAAAGAAAAAGGUUUUAAAGAAAGAUGAUUUGUUUCAGUGGUUACCCCAACCAAAUACCUUAAUCUCACUGCAUUGGAAUCUAAUUCCCUUCUCUUUUUUUAGGCGUACACGUGUAGUAGGAGUGCUCAACAUAAAAAAUAUUAUUUCUCCUAUUCGUAGCACAAGAGUUUUCAAGUUGGAAGCCAUCAAAAAUUUGUGCAUGAAUGUUGCCAAUACACCAAGUGAUAGAUCAAUUGCCCCGAAUGUGGUUGGGGUUUUUUCAUAUUGAUCAGUACUAGAUCUUUUGUUUUGGGAAAUGUGAUUUGUUUAUUUUAUACUUUUCUUAGAAAUUCGUAAAAGGUCUCAUUUUUUAUUAUUGCUUUAGGCCUUCAGAAACUCAGUGUCGACCUUGUAUGGUGAAGUUGCUAACUUACUCUAAACUACCUCAGAUCAAACAAGUUGUAGAUCACUGGAUUGGCAAAAACGCUUUGACAUUAUAGUGGGGAUUGCUCGAGGACUUCUCUAUCUUCAUCGGGAUUCAAGAUUGAGAAUAAUUCACAGGGAUCUGAAAGCUAGCAAUAUUUUGCUGGACAACGACAUGAAUCCUAAAAUUUCAGACUUUGGAUUGGCGAGAAUGUUUGGAGAUGAUCAGUCUGAAGAAAAUACAAAUAGGGUUCUUGGAACUUAUGGAUAUAUGUCUCCAGAAUAUGCCAUAGACGGGCUCUUCUCUGUGAAAUCUGAUGUGUUUAGCUUCGGUGUACUGGUUUUGGAGAUUGUGAGUGGAAAGAAGAAUAGAGGAUUUUACCAUCCCGAUCAUGACCUCAACCUUUUGGGACAUGCAUGGAAACUAUGGAAUGAAGGAAAACCCAUGAAUCUAGCAGAUGCUUUGAUGGAGAGUCCGAUUCCCACACCAGAAGUGGUAAAAUGUAUCCAAAUGGCCCUUUUGUGUGUGCAAAAUCAUCCUGAAGACAGACCGCCGAUGUCAGCUGUUUUGUUAAUGUUAGAUAGUGAAAACGCAAUCCUUCCACCUCCUAAACAACCUGGGUUUUACACAGAAAGGUUUACUCCCGAGAUGGAUUCUUCGUCAACUGGUAUAUAUCUUCUCGCUUCAAAUAAAGUAACAAUGUCAGUACUUCAUGGUAGAUAGAUGGGAUUGUUGUCCUAAAACCUUUUGAAGAAACUU
Messenger RNA from Rhododendron vialii, 1469 nucleotides. Its product is annotated as G-type lectin S-receptor-like serine/threonine-protein kinase SD1-1. The record is from RefSeq and is a predicted model, not a curated record. Gene Ontology annotation, molecular function: ATP binding; protein serine/threonine kinase activity. NCBI's taxonomy places the organism in Eukaryota, Viridiplantae, Streptophyta, Magnoliopsida, Ericales, Ericaceae. The coding region runs from base 885 to 1433 and encodes 182 amino acids. The transcript is spliced from 3 exons. Gene Ontology annotation, biological process: protein phosphorylation.